AUAUAAGGCUUAACAUUUAACAUCGACUCAACAAGCAGAUUUUCUACAGAAGCGAUUUAUGCUCAUUUUUCAUAAUGUUGACAUUUUUAUUUCUCUCCGCACUCGUGGCCGGAAGUAUGGCGGUUAUUCCGUGUCCGGAAAACGCAUGCGCGUUGAUGAAAUGCGCGGCGGUAGCAGACUGUGUCGGCCGCGUGAACGAAAAUGGCGGCUGGUGUGGCUGCUGCGACAUCUGCAUGACGCAGCUUGUUGAAGGUCAGGUGUGCAUGCAGACGUUCCUGCUCGGUGUGCCCGCCACUUCCGAAUGUGGAGAGGGGCUAGAAUGCUCCCGGGAGUCCGGCACUUGCGUGAAAACAGUAAUUCCGAAAACCGCUGACACAACGACAAUGGCGCCAUGCCUCCGACGGAAAGAGGAGAUCGAACGUGGUCGCCAGAACGGACUACCACUCAUUGGCGUCUCUGAGCCCGUCUGUGACGUCAACGGAAACUUCCACGCUGUGCAGUGCUUUGGUUCCGUGUGUACCUGCGUGGACCGUGAGGGACAGCAACUCCAGGACUUCAAGGCAGACAUAGGUUCCCUCGCAACCAUGAACUGCCAGUGCGCCCGUGACCUUGACGACUACAUGAAGAGCGGACUGGUCGGAAAGUUGUUCUACUGCGACGCAAAUGGCAACUAUAAGACAACCACUGCCGCCCCCAUGGAGGCCUCCACCGCCGCACCCGCCACAUCCGGCUCGCUGCUAGGCAGUAUCGUUAGCGGAAUGCAAGUCAUAAACGGCGCAUGCGCCAAGGAGUUAACGUCUGCCCAGUCGAGCGGCCUGCUGGGGACGUUCGUUCCGGAGUGUGACGCAGACGGCAUGUACACGCCCAGGCAGUGCCAGGGAUCCGAAUGUUAUUGCGUAAGAAAAGAUGGUACCAAGAUUGAAGGUUAUUCUGCACCUAUUUCCCAGAAGAUGCAUGUCACGUGUCAGUGUGCACGUGACAAGGACUCGUACGCGACUAUGGGCCUGAUGGGGCGUAUCCACACGUGCCGUUUAAACGGAAACUACCAGGUCUAUCAGUGCCUCGGCUCCAUGUGCCACUGCACAGACUCCGCCGGAAACAGGAUUGAGGGCAGCGCAUCCGUCGCCAUCGCUGAUAUCAACGAUCUCAAAUGCUAAGCUGUGUGGCUGAGUUAGUCUAGAGAGCCCUUGAUCAGGUGUGUAACAGCUGUCAUCAUGUCAUACAGGACUUCCUAUUUGGAGGAGUUGGCAGCCACAUUAUAGGACGUGUUUAUUAUUCAUAAAAAUAUAGAUCUGUUUUUAUAUUAAAAUUUCCAUA
Mya arenaria is the source of this 1317-nucleotide messenger RNA. RefSeq names its product equistatin-like. Gene Ontology annotation, cellular component: basement membrane. Lineage: Eukaryota; Metazoa; Mollusca; Bivalvia; Myida; Myidae. Bases 75 to 1157 code for a protein of 360 amino acids. Gene Ontology annotation, biological process: cell-matrix adhesion. The record is from RefSeq and is a predicted model, not a curated record. The transcript is spliced from 10 exons.